CGAGAUUUAUGCCGUAUAACCUGGCGACCACGUUUUAUAGGAUACCCCCGACUUCUACGGUCCUACCAUGCCACCUCUCGUCCACCUUCGAAUAAGCCUGGGCACUGCCUUGGUGACCAGUUGCCUCCCCUCCCCCCGCCGGGUUCGCAAAGUGUUCCAUGAGAAUGAUGUUAACACAAAUCGACCCCGCUCUCUGGCAACCGGCGAGUGUGUCACCUUGAGCGUGGCUUCCGAAAACCAUUUGUUUUGUGACCAAAUCAUGGCCGAGAUCAUCGGACCCCGUUUCAGGAGGUAUCGCAAUAGCGCAGGCCACUGGUAAAGUGGGCAGUCUGGUCCUCUCACUGUCUCGACUCUGGAGAGAGGUCAAGAUGUACCAGAAACAAUCAAAGCUUUGGUCGAGCAGCUCAGGUAUUUCGCCCUAUCGAUCGAUGCAAUCAAAGCGGAGCUACAGGCAUUGAUCGGAGGAGGAUGUCCUCCAACGCCCAUGUGCGCUCGAGCAAUUCCGCAUUGUCGACAUGUGCACGAGGAACUGGACAAUUGAUUCAAGAUUCUAUGGGUGAUAUCGUUUCGACCAGGAGGCGGAAGAGAUAUGUCGCCAAAACGGAAGCGGUGUUGUUCUAGAAGGCCGAGCUCGGGAUGUACGAAAAGCGACUUUAUCGAGCAUUGAAAAUACUCGAAAUGGCUCUUCAGCUGUUGAAAAUGAAGCGAAAAUAUGCCAUGAUCUUCAACCCAAAUCUGGUCCAACCUCUCCUCGUUGCGGGUCUUGACCUGUUCACUAUCAGCUUUGAAGGCCAGUCGCCCCUUUGCUGGUUGGAUGUGGUACCGUACACCUACCUGAAUCCAGAGGAUCAGCUUUUAUUUCAUACGGCCCUGCUCUCCUACGGCGCACAUGACAACUUCAGCGGGGACGUUCACCUCGUCGGCAAUGCUGCACAGUGACAGCGCUGCUGUAGAGCCUCUAUUCUCCGAAAUCUUCUGCCACUAUUACAAGUCGCCAUGGCAGCGGCGCCUGAAACUCUUCUAUCGAUUCUCGGGCUUGGCUAUAGACCAUAAAGUUGGGCAAAGGUUUCUCUGCCAACAAGAAAGCUCAGUCACCGACGACAUCCGAGCUGAGGGCUUCCAAAGAGAUGGGGUCGGUUUUGAAUUACAUAAUGUGGGUGUAUUUCCAAAGCGCUAUGGGGCUAGAUCACACUUGCAGGCGACCAGGCCACGCUCCUAAACCACUGGACACGUUUACUGAUACCGUCAAAAAAUAUGAAAAAUGGUCCGAUGUGUAUUUCGUCAGGUUGCCGGUAUCAUCACGCUCGCGGAUCUUGAUGCCCGCCAUCCUGCC
Messenger RNA from Podospora bellae-mahoneyi, 1333 nucleotides. RefSeq lists its product as uncharacterized. The transcript has 3 exons. NCBI's taxonomy places the organism in Eukaryota, Fungi, Ascomycota, Sordariomycetes, Sordariales, Podosporaceae. The record is from RefSeq and is a predicted model, not a curated record. Bases 637 to 939 code for a protein of 100 amino acids.